AUGCCCCUGCACCCAGCGGGCAUCAUUCCCGGUCCGGGCGGUGAUCUGAACGGUCACAUGAAUAGCAGCAAUAUCUCACCGAGCGGCGGCGCCGGAGCGCCGACGCACCUCUCCUCACAACUUUCAGGCCUUCACCUCGAUCAUCACACCUCGCUGGCGGGCGCCCAAGGUUUGCCGCCGCAGUUGCCUCCGCCACCGCCGCCACCUCACUCGGGUCAAAGUCCUCUGCCCAAUGGAGGUCCUGGAGGUGGUGGUGGUGGAAGAGACGGCAGAGAAGGUAAUGGAGGUAACAAUGGCCACCACGGUCGUGAGGGCUCUCACAAGGGCCCCGGUGGCCACCAUCGGUCGCACCGGUCACUGAGUGGCAGCUCCCGGAACGCCGACCACAAGCCAACUCGCGUGAGGACGGUGCUCAAUGAGAAGCAGCUGCAGACGUUGCGCAACUGCUACAACGCCAAUCCAAGGCCUGAUGCGCUGAUGAAGGAGCAACUGGUGGAGAUUACCGGCCUCUCGCCCAGAGUCAUUCGAGUGUGGUUUCAGAACAAGCGUUGUAAAGACAAGAAGCGCAGCAUCCUCAUCAAGCAGAUGCAGCAGCAGGAGAAGGACGGCCGUCAGCUGAACAUUGGUCAGAUGCGUGGUGUGCCGAUGAUCACCUCCUCGCCGGUGCGGCACGACAGUCCCGACCAGAUGAUGCCCAUGGACGUGCACAGCUACCAGCCGCCCUGGAAGGCGCUGGCCGACUACGCCGCCAUGCACCAGCAGUCAGAGCUGGAUCCCAAUGCGCCUCAGUUUCAGCAUCUCGUCUCACAGAUGCACGGCUAUGACGGCGUCGGUGGCCUUGGAACGCCUGGCAAUGAGACCAGCCUCUCCUCGCUCGGUCAUGGUGGCCCUCCCACCGGGCCCUGUACGCCCAUGUCCUACCUAG
Rhagoletis zephyria (snowberry fruit fly) is the source of this 925-nucleotide messenger RNA. NCBI's taxonomy places the organism in Eukaryota, Metazoa, Arthropoda, Insecta, Diptera, Tephritidae. The record is from RefSeq and is a predicted model, not a curated record.